AUGAAAGUCAAAGCACCUAAACGGACCAAGAAUAAGCUGGGACAACGUCAGUUGGUCUCGCAAGAUGACUUUUAUAGUGAGGCUACCGAUUUUGAGGAACAGGCUGAACGCUGGAUCCUGUCAGAUAUAAGGAAAACGUUAAGAUUUUAUGUGCAAGCUAUUGAACUUUACGAGAAGGGCUUGAAUGCACCUAAUGCAACAGCACAUGGCACUUAUAACAUCAUGUACAAUGAAACGAGACUUUUCUUGCAAGUUUACACUGAUUAUCUGGCUAAUACUGGUUAUAUCAACUUGUUGCAGUACGUACGGCUGGACGAUAUUGCAAACGUUUCGCAACUGGCAUUACCACUGAAUGAAAUUAUUGAUAGGUUUGAGAAGGUUACCGAGAGAUUUCCAGAUGAACGAAGUUGGGAUCUUGAUUCUAAUCUUUUGACUUCCUAUCUGACUCUUAUAGAAUCCGCUGACAGCUACUCGCUAAGAGGUGAGGAUAUCGUUGAACUUACAAGAAAAUUUGCCGAUUUGAGUCGACAUUCAAUUGAAAACCAGUUCUCUGAGUUAAAGUCAUGGGACGCCACCAUCGAGGAGGAAGAGAGUGGGUUUGAAAGAGAUACUACAGGGUCAAACGCCAGCGCAAGAGAUGGGAGUGGUGUAGUGAGUCAGCAGGAUGACAUGUCUGAGAGUAUGGAAAUGACCGAUCAAAUUACAGUCGAGACACUCUCCGAGCUAUUAAGCAACAGUUAUAAGUUUGUUCAGUCGUUGAUGGAAAUUAUCAUUGAGGCAAGACUUGGAGAAUCGUCAACGAUAAACCCUGUUCAGCUUAACUAUCUCGACGACAUGAUGAAAAAGUUCACUCUACAACUAAAAGAUGUUCAUCAGACGAUAAGUGAAUCACUUACUCUUGACGAGGACCAGAUUAACGUUGUUUUGGAAGCGAACAGAGGAAUAGAAUUCAUUGCCAAUGGCGAUUUGAGCUCGAUUGAGACCUACGUUAGUGAAACACUUAACUCUUCUGAAAUUAGUACCGAAUUGCUGCUAGCCAAGAUUGACGUUCUAGACUUUGCCGUAACCUGUAUAGACAGUAAUGGUGAUCUGCAAGUUCAAUGGCAAAUGUGUUCUCUAUUGAAUAAGCUCUUGGCAGAAGCACGGAAGAAGCUUGCCGAUGUCAGAGCGAACACUACGGGGAAAAUGAGCUCUGUCGGCAGCCAACUCAGUUCCUUGGUAUUUCAGCAAUGUGACGUCUUGAUAGCCUCAUCCGAUUUUGAAUUGCGAAGGUGGGUGAUAAAGCGUCGGGCAGGGUCAAAUGGUGACAUCAAGACGAUGGAGGUCUUGAUGAAAAACGCCAAGACGUUUCUCGUAAAUGCCUCCAAGAUAGCCGAAAGACCUUGUGGGCUAGAAGAAAAUAUCGUUGACAAGUUAAAGAGGAAUUACAUUUACAACCAAGCGCAGGCGAGACUUUCGGUUUUAGAGGGUAGAGACCAAGCGAUCAGUAAUGCGGAUAUUUCUGAGCUAUACGCAGACCACCCUUUCUACAAGAAUGCUCCUACUUUUCAGUAA
Messenger RNA from Torulaspora delbrueckii, 1554 nucleotides. RefSeq lists its product as uncharacterized. The record is from RefSeq and is a predicted model, not a curated record. NCBI's taxonomy places the organism in Eukaryota, Fungi, Ascomycota, Saccharomycetes, Saccharomycetales, Saccharomycetaceae. The coding region runs from base 1 to 1554 and encodes 517 amino acids. The transcript has a single exon.